CCCCUCGCUCGCCGCUUCAGGCCUGGACCGGCGUCCGCGGGCUUCCCGCGCCCAGCGCUAGCCCGCCUCGUCCGCGCACGUAAGGAGCCGCCGCCGGACGCCCGGCGGGUUGUUCUAGUUUCGAGCUGUCAUCCGGGGCUGAAGCUUUGGUCUCCGCCCUGAGAUGUCACCUAGAAACAGCUCUCUCGGUUGCAGUUGUUGUUUAUGAUGAAGCUUCGCGAGGCCUUCUGUGCAGUCCGCGCCCCACAAAGUCUCACUUUUAGAGAGAACAUAAACCGGUAGUUGUGAAAUUGAAAUUUUACAGCCUACCCACAUAAUAAAAGAAAUUUUAAGGAAGACAUUAGAAGAGAUGUCAGAAGAUUCAGAAGAGGAAGACUAUUCAGAUAGAAGUAUCAGUGAUGACGAUGAAUUGGAUGAGGAUUCAUUCAUGAAAUUUGUAAGUGAUGAUAUUCAUCGGUGUACACUACUAGCAGCGGAUUCUAUUGGUGACCCAUUCUUCCCUCGGACUACACAGAUUUUAUUGGAGUAUCAGCUAGGAAGAUGGAUACCACGCCUUCGAGAACCACGAGAUUUGUAUGGUGUCUCAUCUUCUGGUCCACUGAGCCCAACACGGUGGCCAUACCACUGUGAGGUCAUUGAUGAAAAAGUCCAGCAUAUUGACUGGACUCCUUUUGUUCCUGAGCCAGUAUAUGUCCCAACAGGCCUGGAAAUAGAACCUGUUUACCUAAACUCCAAGGAAGAUACUGUGGUUUAUCUAGCUGAAGAUGCUUACAAAGAGCCCUGUUUUGUGUAUUCCCGAGUUGGGGGUAACCGAACAUCCUUGAAACAACCUGUGGAUAACUGUGACAACACGUUGGUGUUUGAAGCAAGGUUUGAGAGUGGUAAUCUACAGAAGGUAGUCAAAGUUGCAGAUUAUGAAUACGAGUUGACUGUGCGCCCAGACCUCUUCACAAAUAAGCACACUCAGUGGUACUAUUUCCAGGUCACUAAUACCCAAGCAGAAAUAGUCUACAGAUUCACUAUUGUCAACUUUACCAAGCCUGCUAGUCUUUAUAAUCGGGGUAUGAGGCCACUGUUCUAUUCUGAAAAAGAGGCCAAAUCUCAUAACAUUGGCUGGCAGAGAAUAGGAGACCAAAUCAAGUAUUAUAAAAAUAACCUUGGGCAAGAUGGGCGCCAUUUUUUUUCUCUUACAUGGACAUUUCAGUUUCCACACAGCAAGGAUACUUGCUACUUUGCUCACUGCUAUCCAUACACUUACUCCAACCUUCAAGAAUACCUUUCUGGCAUCAACAGUGACCCAGUAAGAUCAAAGUUUUGUAAAAUACGUGUCUUGUGUCACACACUUGCUAGGAAUAUGGUGUAUGUCUUGACAAUAACUACUCCCUUGAAGACUAGUGACUCAAAGCGCAAGGCUGUGAUUUUGACUGCAAGGGUGCAUCCAGGAGAAACCAACAGCUCUUGGAUCAUGAAAGGCUUUCUAGAUUAUAUUUUAGGAGACUCAAGUGAUGCACGCUUGCUUCGGGACACUUUCGUCUUCAAGGUGGUACCCAUGCUGAAUCCAGAUGGCGUGAUUGUGGGAAAUUAUCGAUGUUCCUUAGCUGGACGGGAUUUAAACCGUAAUUACACAUCUCUCCUGAAGGAGUCUUUCCCUUCUGUUUGGUAUACAAGGAACAUGAUCAAUAGGUUAAUGGAGAAACGAGAAGUUAUUUUAUAUUGUGAUCUUCAUGGCCAUAGUAGGAAACAGAACAUCUUCAUGUAUGGCUGUGAUGGUAGCAGCAGAUCUAAAACAAAAGGGUUAUACUUACAGCAACGGAUCUUUCCACUCAUGCUGAGCAAAAACUGCCCAAAUAUAUUUUCCUUCCCAGCUUGCAAGUUUAACGUUCAGAAGAGCAAAGAGGGGACAGGAAGGGUUGUAAUGUGGAAGAUGGGCAUCAGGAACAGCUUCACGCUGGAGGCCACCUUCUGCGGAUCUACUCUGGGCAAUAAACGAGGCACUCAUUUCAGCACGAAAGACUUAGAGUCAAUGGGAUACCAUUUUUGUGAUUCUCUAUUGGACUACUGUGAUCCUGACCGGAGCAAAUAUUAUCAGUGCCUGAGAGAAUUAGAAGAAAUGGAAAAACAUAUGAACUUGGAAAGAGCCUUUGAUGAUUCAGAUACUUCUCUAGUAGAAAUUUCUUUGGAUGUAGAGUCUAGUAGUCGAGGCUCUGACAGCUCAGAGUCCAAUGACACUCAGACUUAUCUUCUCAAGGUGACCUCUCAGGCAAGAAACAAGAAAAAGUAUCUGAAAACAAAGAGGGAAAGAAAUGCCAUUCUAGCAAACCGCCAGAAUAGCAUACAUGAGAUUUAUGGCAAAGAACAUUUACUCCAAAGACACGAAGAUUCAAAUUCUGAUGGAAAAGAUCCAAGGGCAAUUGCACCAAAUGUUUUUGUGGCUCGCUGUUUCAGAAGAUCAUUGCCUAACCAAGGUUUGGUGAAAAUUCCUGGACAAAGGUUUUAUCCUCGAAAAACACGGUCCAGCUCCCGACAUAGGAUUAAGAGUCUUAACAAAGACCAUCGGACAUAUAUUUUACAAACUUGUAAGAAUCCAAUCCAGGAAGUUCAGUCUAAAGGAAUCGAUAUAUAUGAAAGUUGUUUCAAAGUGGCAUCCUUGAAAUGUCCUAUGAACAAAAGACCUUCACAUUGGAUUGAGAAGACAAGGAUACCAGCAGAGUCACAUCUCCAAUUGAAAAACAAAGCAAAAAGAUGCACAUCUUUCCAAAGCAAGAGGACUGGCACAAAUUGGACGGAUGAUGAAAAACGAAUUUACAGAGAUAAAAGAAUAGCUCGAACUCAGGAAAUAUUACAGUAUUUACUCCCUAUCGUGGAAUCCUCUAAAAACAUGAAAUCUACUCAAAUGAACAAUCUAGUCAACCCAAGUGCCAACUUCCAACAACAUCAACUUAUUCCAACCGCUUGUAUAAACAGAAGAUACAGCACACCUUGGACACCAACCAGAAAUCUCCCUUUUAAAAUCCAAAGGAAUCUUAUGACAGAUACCUCGGAAUGGCUCCAGUCUAUGCCCCAGGGCUCAUUUGAAAGUUUGUCGCCUCUCUGCAAUCUUCAGAAGAGGACAAAACAUUUUGAACUCUGGGCCAAAAAGGCCGAGGAUGUGCAGCUUGCCACCGGCAGAUGGAAGGCUGCUCCCUCAAGUUCUAAAAUGGAUGAAAAUAUCAUCAGAGGUAACAGUCUUCUUCAACCUAAAGAAUCCACCAUGAGGAGCUCUGAGCAGAGAAUUUCUUAUCUAACCAAAAGCAUCAAGAAACCCAGUGAGAGUGAUGGCCUGCUCACCUUCCAACUGAAGGUCCACAGGAACAGUUAA
Molecule: messenger RNA, 3358 nt
Organism: Arvicanthis niloticus (Nile rat)
Lineage: Eukaryota; Metazoa; Chordata; Mammalia; Rodentia; Muridae
Gene: Agbl3
Product: AGBL carboxypeptidase 3
Biological process (GO): proteolysis
Molecular function (GO): metallocarboxypeptidase activity; zinc ion binding
Source: RefSeq, a predicted model, not a curated record